CUAAAUGAAAACAGAGACGUACCUAAUUUUGUGACUAAUGAGAUCUAUAUCAGGAAUAUUCAAUCCACAUUUAUAUUUUUUAUUUUAUUCUUCAUAUAGUUUUCUUCGCCACCCUCCUUCUCAAGAACACCAAGCCGCCCUCUCUCUCUCUCGGUGAACUCUCAAAAUUUAUAAAAAAAAUGGAGAUAACGAACGUGAUGGAAUACGAGAAGAUCGCAAAGGAGAAACUACCAAAGAUGGUUUAUGAUUACUACGCAUCUGGUGCAGAGGAUCAGUGGACUCUUCAGGAGAAUCGUAACGCCUUCUCCAGGAUUCUGUUUAGGCCUCGGAUUCUGAUCGAUGUAAGCAAGAUUGAUGUGAGCACAACUGUUUUAGGGUUUAACAUAUCUAUGCCGAUCAUGGUUGCUCCCACUGCUAUGCAGAAAAUGGCUCACCCUGAUGGCGAGCUAGCAACUGCUAGAGCUACUUCUGCUGCUGGAACAAUCAUGACAUUAUCGUCAUGGGCUACGUGUAGUGUUGAGGAAGUUGCUUCCACAGGACCUGGGAUUCGCUUUUUCCAACUCUAUGUCUAUAAGGAUAGAAACGUGGUUAGGCAGCUUGUGAAACGAGCUGAAGAAGCUGGUUUCAAAGCGAUUGCUCUUACCGUUGAUACCCCUAGGCUUGGACGCAGAGAAUCCGACAUCAAAAACAGAUUUGCGCUUCCUAGAGGUCUGACCUUGAAGAAUUUUGAAGGGUUGGAUCUUGGGAAAAUAGACAAGACCAAUGACUCAGGGCUAGCUUCAUAUGUUGCGGGUCAAGUUGAUCAAUCACUUAGCUGGAAGGAUAUAAAGUGGCUUCAGUCUAUCACAAGCUUGCCAAUUCUUGUCAAGGGUGUUAUUACAGCUGAGGAUGCAAGAAUCGCGGUUGAGUAUGGAGCUGCAGGGAUCAUUGUUUCUAACCAUGGAGCUCGUCAGCUUGAUUAUGUCCCUGCAACUAUAAUGGCUCUUGAAGAGGUGGUUAAAGCGGUGGAGGGUCGGUUACCGGUGUUUCUUGACGGUGGAGUUCGCCGUGGAACAGAUGUAUUUAAAGCAUUGGCUCUUGGAGCUUCAGGUGUCUUUGUUGGAAGGCCGAGCUUGUUCUCGCUAGCAGCGGACGGAGAGGCGGGAGUGAGGAAGAUGCUGCAAAUGCUAAGAGACGAGUUUGAGCUGACAAUGGCACUUAGUGGCUGCCGUUCCCUGAGAGAGAUCAGUCGGAACCACAUCAAGACCGAUUGGGACUUUCCUCAUUACCUCCCGGCCAAGCUAUAAGGGGAAUCUUAUUCACAAAGACAAUGAAAAGAGAGAUGGUUGUUUGAGUUUAUGACCCAAUAAUGUGUUUCCACAUCCAACUUUUAUAAUCGAAAACUUACAUUUGAGUGAAGAAAAAAAAAUACAUAUAAGAAGUCAGACUGAAUUCUUUUUGAUUCUCAUUAUUCAGUAGCAUACUCAAAGCAGAGCUAGUUGAUUC
This is a messenger RNA of Brassica rapa (field mustard), 1485 nucleotides long. RefSeq names its product peroxisomal (S)-2-hydroxy-acid oxidase GLO5. The record is from RefSeq and is a predicted model, not a curated record. NCBI's taxonomy places the organism in Eukaryota, Viridiplantae, Streptophyta, Magnoliopsida, Brassicales, Brassicaceae. Gene Ontology annotation, molecular function: FMN binding; (S)-2-hydroxy-acid oxidase activity. Gene Ontology annotation, cellular component: peroxisome.